AUUGCCGCCUCCUUCUUCUGCCGCUCCUGGUGCUGCUUGUGUGCUCGUUCGGUGCGGACCUGGUACCUCUUUUGUGAAGCGGCAGCUGAGAAGACUCCGGCGCUCGCCAUGGCCGACGAAAAACCCAAGGAAGGAGUCAAGACUGAGAACAACGAUCAUAUUAAUUUGAAGGUGGCGGGGCAGGAUGGUUCUGUGGUGCAGUUUAAGAUUAAGAGGCAUACACCACUUAGUAAACUAAUGAAAGCCUAUUGUGAACGACAGGGUUUGUCGAUGAGGCAGAUCAGAUUCCGAUUUGACGGGCAGCCAAUCAAUGAAACAGACACACCUGCACAGUUGGAAAUGGAGGAUGAAGAUACAAUUGAUGUGUUCCAGCAGCAGACAGGCGGUGUCUUCUGAAAAGGGAGCCUGCUACUUUACUCCAGAACUCUGUUCCUACAGACCAAGAAUACAUUCUUAAUUAGAAAACCACAAUUCGGUUCUACCGCAUCCUGACUACUACAGUAUAGUUUUCUCUAUUCUUUCAUUUUCCCUCCCCCAUUCCUUUAUUGUACAUAAAGUAACUGGUGCAUGUGCACAAGCAUAUUGCAUUUUUUUUUUUUUUUUUUAACUAAAUGGCCAAUGGUAUGUUUUGAUUGACAUCGAGUGGAGAUGGGAUGGGGACAAAUACUGGUUCUGUGAAACCCCCCCCUUUCUCCAUCAGUGGCAUGCUCACUCAGCUCUUACCUUUCUAUUCCAGUAAGUUAUUUUGCUUUCAUUGUUUAAUGAAAACAACGACAUAAAAAAAAAAAAAAAAUCCUUGCAUACCUUGUUCGAUUGGAAAAUUUUAAUGUUUUUCAUUUAUCAUUGUAAAACCAAGGACAAUUUUAUAACUUUUUUGUACGUAGCUGUUACAUGUAGGGCAAUCUGUCUUUACGUAGGGGUAAAUUACUCUAAAAGAAAUGAAUCCUAGAUAGUUUUCCCUUCAAGUCAAGCGUCUUGUUGUUUAAAUAAACUUCUUGUUUAAAAUGA
Molecule: messenger RNA, 1008 nt
Organism: Orycteropus afer afer
Lineage: Eukaryota; Metazoa; Chordata; Mammalia; Tubulidentata; Orycteropodidae
Gene: SUMO2
Product: small ubiquitin like modifier 2
Biological process (GO): protein sumoylation
Cellular component (GO): nucleus
Molecular function (GO): ubiquitin-like protein ligase binding; protein tag activity
Source: RefSeq, a predicted model, not a curated record